Messenger RNA from Hevea brasiliensis (rubber tree), 1527 nucleotides. Its product is annotated as WRKY transcription factor 23. The record is from RefSeq and is a predicted model, not a curated record. Bases 307 to 1221 code for a protein of 304 amino acids. The transcript is spliced from 3 exons. NCBI's taxonomy places the organism in Eukaryota, Viridiplantae, Streptophyta, Magnoliopsida, Malpighiales, Euphorbiaceae. Gene Ontology annotation, biological process: regulation of DNA-templated transcription. Gene Ontology annotation, molecular function: DNA-binding transcription factor activity; sequence-specific DNA binding.
CUGUUCCCAUCACAGGCUCGGCCGAACUUCAAGAUUCAAGAUUACAAAGCAAAAGGCAAAAGCAAAACCUGAUCACCAUCUCCACCUAGCCCCCGAAAAUCUCACUUCUUCCACACCCAAACUCUCUCUCUCCCUCUCUCUCUCGCACACCUGCCUGCCUACCUACCAUAAAAACCAGAUCAACCUUUCCCUACUCUCCCUUUCUUCUCCAGAGCCGUAUGCAAACCCCACACUCUAUCUCUCUAUGUUUCUACUACUGUAUCUGUAGGUGUACAUUGAUGAAGUGUUUGCUGCUUUGAUACUGCUAUGGAAGGGAAAGAAGUGGUAAAGAUUGAGAAUUUUGUUGGAUCGACAACAUUUCCUGAUCAUAUUCAGAGCAGUUAUCCUCUCCAAGGUUUAUUUGAUUUCUGUGAAGGAGAUAGGAGCUCUUUAGGGUUUAUGGAGCUACUGGGUAUGCAGGACUACAGUCCUUUCGUGUUUGAUAUGCUGCCAGUACCAUCUAUGCUGCAACCUGCAGCUUCUAAACCAGUUGUUACAAAGAUAGAAUCCCCAGAGGCGUUGAAUCAGCCUGCAACUCCUAACUCUUCGUCGAUUUCCUCAGCGUCCAGUGAGGCUUUAAAUGAUGAACCGGUUAUGGCUGCUGAUAAUGAGGAAGAAGAGCAGCAGAAGACCAAGAAAGAGUUGAAGCCCAAGAAGACAAAUCAAAAGAGACAGAGAGAGCCGAGAUUCGCUUUCAUGACGAAGAGCGAUGUUGAUCAUCUGGAAGAUGGGUACAGAUGGAGAAAGUACGGGCAGAAAGCUGUGAAAAAUAGCCCCUUUCCUAGGAGUUACUAUCGUUGCACCAGUGCCUCAUGUAAUGUGAAAAAGAGAGUAGAGAGAUCUUUUAGUGAUCCAAGCAUCGUUGUGACCACCUAUGAAGGCCAACACAUCCAUCCUAGCCCUGUUAUGCCCCGUCCAAGCUUUGCUGGAGCUGCGUCAGAGUCUGGUUUCUCCGCAACUACUUUUGCCAUGCCAAUGCAAAGAAGACUAUCGCUCUAUCAACAGCAGCAACAACCCCUUGUCAAUAGCUUCUCACCUCUGGGUUUCGGUUAUAACGGAACAACAAAUGCUAGUUUUCUACAUGAAAGGCGCUUUUGCACCAACCCAGCGGGGUCUACUUUGCUUGAGGAUCAUGGGCUUCUUGAAGACAUUGUCCCCUCCCAUAUGCUAAACGAGGAGUAGAUGAGAACACGAUUGCUACUUUGUAGUUCCAUUCACUGACUUUAAACGGAGGCGUAGAUGACCCUUUACUGUGAUAUAAAAAAUAUAUUAUAUAUAGUAUGUGAUUUUCUUGCUGACAGGUCAUGAUCUUUAUCUUGAAGAACCCAACUUCCAUUCACUGUAAGAUGGAGUUUUUCUUCAAUGCUGUGGACUAGCUUCUUUCUCUGAUACUGUUUUUUAUUUCCCACCUUUUUCUAUUUCUGUGGUUUUGGGUUAGUAGGGAUUGUACGUGAUAUGGAAAAGGAGGUUAUUUCAACUUUAACGCUA